AUGUUUCGUUUCUGGGGCUCAGACUCGAGGGGAAGCGAUAAGACCGUGCAGAUUGAUCGGCCCAUGUUCGAUCUUGGCAAACCGCCCGUGCAACCGUUCGUGUCAGAGACCGCAGUCACGACUCCGUCCCGCUCUCCCAAGCGCCGGAGGACAAGCAACGUCGCGAUAGCGUCGCUCACCGCUGCUGCCGACUCCCCGGUGGUGAAGCGCCUGAAGCUGGAGGAUGGUAGUUUCCCGGAGGUCGAGGUAGCAAUGGCGGGCGUGGAGGAACAGGGUGCCGCGCAACCGGAGCCUGAGAUGGUCAGCAUGGACGGAGUCAAGGAAGUGAUCGAGCGCGAGUUUGGCCAGGAGAUCCUACUCAAGCACCAGGAGCUGCGUCUCAUCAACCAGGAACUGGCAAAGUGCCAAGUCGCUUUGGAACAGCUGCGCCGGUGCCACCUGAUCCCGUACCCCGUCAACGUCCCGACGCCUGAGCAGAUGUUGAACAUCUCUUCCGGUCUAGGGCCAGCGCUGCAAGCGAAGAUGGGCGCGCAGGUGCCUCAGUGGGCACCGCCGUUCGGUGUUACUGACGGACCGUACGCCCGCCAUCUCGCCAAGUGGCUCAUACCUGAUCCCAAGUUCGACGGCAUAUAUCCCGUGCCGACUCACGCUGAAUAUACUCGCUCUAGGGCUCUUGUGGAUGGUAGAUCAACAAGAAAUGGCGCCAACGAGGUAGGAAGCGCUCUGAGCAAGGGCCGACGCGGCCGCGAGCCACCCGGCCAGAAGCUGCAAGCUCUGCCAAGCGGGUACUCGCAACCCAAGGGCAAGUCGGGACCCUGCAUCUUGAAGCGUAUCGCCGAUGGCAAGACUGUCAAACUGGUAUGCGUGAAGUGCAACAGGGAGGAUUUCUCGAGCACUCAAGGCUUCAUCAACCACUGCCGUAUAGCUCACAAGCUUGAGUAUAAGAGUCAUGAGGAAGCCGCAAUAGGCUGCGGUCAUCCCAUCGACGUCAGCGAGGCCGCCCCUGGCAUAGUGAGUGAUGAAAGACCCGCACCGCCUGUGGUCAGUCACACGCCUACCUCUGGGCCUGUGCAUUCUUACGUUGACUCUGAGUCUUUCUUUGCUGCUGCGCGUCGCAUUAACGAGACCAUGGCCAAGUACAAGAAGGGUGAGCUUAAGGGUCCCAUCCCAGGUGUCAAGAUAUCGUCAACGCCGGCUGCCACGAGCGCCCAGCGACCCUCGGCGUUCAAGCCGUCGGCAGAGACACCUAACUUGUCUCUUUUUGCCAAACUUCAAGACAAGGGCUUGGAUCUUGAGGAGCUGGUUCGCGAUGCCACGACCAAGGUUGACUUGAACGAGAUGUUUACCCCUGAGGAUGAGUCAGAGGAAAGUGAGGUCGAUUCUGUGGAGGCCAAGGUCGCUCAGGGCGACCAAGCCUCAUCUGCAGUAGCCGGAAUGCGUAUGCCCGCGCCUGCCCGGAAGCCAAUGUCUCCCAUUCCUCCCCCUAUCCUCCCCAUCAGCAUUCGCCCGACCAGCAGCAAAGGUCAUACCGCGCCCAUGGCCUACGCGACUCCCGUUCCCACUCCCGCCCCUCGCCUCUCUGAUCGCGAAUCCGAGUGUCCUCUCGAUGAUGAGAUGGACAUUGACUUGAGCCCCAACACAGCCGUCAGCAACGUUGCUCCAUCACUCGUAAGCGACGAUGAUGAGUAUGACGACUCUGUGGAUGGCUCUUGUGACGAGUCUGAAGUGAAUGACACGCUCGACACCGAGUCCAUGUCCGAUGUUGCCGAGAUUCACUUGGACGACGAAGGGCCACGAUCCCUCGGUCACCGUGGUUCUACGAGUGCAGGUGCGGAUCCUCUGCAGCUCCGCAAGGAAGAUGACAAGCACGUCACCUUCAUGACUCCUGUCAGGGAUAGCCCGGUGCCCACCACGCAGGCCCACGGUGGACUGAAGCGUAAGAACAGGAUCUGA
Neoarthrinium moseri is the source of this 1953-nucleotide messenger RNA. RefSeq lists its product as uncharacterized. NCBI's taxonomy places the organism in Eukaryota, Fungi, Ascomycota, Sordariomycetes, Amphisphaeriales, Apiosporaceae. Bases 1 to 1953 code for a protein of 650 amino acids. The transcript has a single exon. The record is from RefSeq and is a predicted model, not a curated record.